GAAGAAGACGAAACGGUAGCUCGACAGCUAGAAGGCUAAAUAAAAACUUAAGAUUACAGCUGUGAGCACUACGGUACUCUGGAAGCUGGGCUUGAAUGUGUAACCUGAGGCUUCGCUCACUCCCAUAAUAACAAUAUAAAAGCCUCAAAAUGGACUACGACGAAAAGACCAGGUCUCUGAUGUUCACGCUUACUUACAUGCUAAUGAAGCGGCGGAGAGACUUGACUAACGCCGAGACUCGGAGACGGAAUGAAGCCCAGCAGAGAAUCAGACAGAGGCAGUAUUUCCUCCAGAGACAGAAGAGGAUGCUCAUGAUGUUGAUUGCUCAGAGCACCCGUUCUGUCAGCGUCGCACGCACUCGUGCUUGGACCAACAUAGAGAGCACUGAUUGGUGGGAGCGGGUGGUCAUGACAGAGUUCCAACCCUCUGAUUGGCUGGAGCACUUUAGAAUGAGCAGAGAGACCUUCUUCCUCCUCUGUGGGAAGCUGAAACCGCGCCUCACUCGGCAGGACACCUGCCUGCGGCCGGCGCUGCCCCUGGAGAAGCGUGUGGCGGUGGCCCUGUGGCGCCUGGCCUCUAACGUUGAGUACCGGACCAUCAGCACGCUGUUUGGCGUAGGUCGCUCCACCGUGUGCAAGUGUGUGCGGGAGGUGUGCCAUGCCAUCGCUGUCAUGCUCCGCCCACUCUACCUCCGCACACCCAGUCAGCAGGAGCUGGAGGAUGCUGCCCGUCUUUUCAGCACUCGCUGGGGCUUCCCGCACUGCGUGGGUGUCCUGGGCAGCCUCCACGUGCCAAUUAUUGCACCGACUGCCAAUGCUGACAGCUACUGGAACAGCCGCGGCUGGCUCUCUGUGGUCACUCAGGGCGCAGUGGACGGUCUCGGCCAGUUCUGGGAUGUGUGCGCUGGCUUCCCUGGGGGCACCGAGCAUGCCGCCAUCCUACAGAACUCUACACUGUGGGCCAUGGGGUGUGAGGGCGGCCUCUCACCCCGUGAUCCACCGCCUCGGAACUUCAUGGGCAAGCCCUUGGGUUACCUGAUGCUGGGGGAUGCUGGGUAUCCCCUCCAAAGCUGGCUACUAAAGGGUUACCCUGAGUCUGAGGGACUAACGCCCGGGCAGCGGGCUUUCAACCGGCGUUUGGAGAGGGCCCGCAGUGUGGUGGACGACGCUUUCCUGAGGCUCAGGGCACGCUGGCAGUGCCUGCUAAAAAGAAACGACUGUCACAUGGACGUGGUGCCCACCAUGAUCCUGGCCUGCUGCAUCCUCCACAAUGUCUGCGAAGUGCACGGGGACACUUUUGUGGACGAGUGGGUGCAGGCUGUGAGACAGGAGGACAAUCCACAGCCGGCUGAUGAGGCGCCGGCCUCAGGCGACAAUCCUGCCGGAGAUGAGGUGCGAGCGCUGUACUGUGAAUACUUCUUGCAGCAGGACAACCAGCAGAACCAACAGGAGCAGCAGAACUGAGACAAACUGUUCUCUAUAACUGCCCUACAAGAAAGUGUUUAUUAGAUAUCUACACAGAUUGGCCAUUUUAUCAGAAACUCCUACCAUAUAGGUGCACUUGGUAGGUUUGCAGUUAUUGACUGUACCCUGAUCUGUUGUUCAUCAAUAAAACGAGACCACUGUAGGGCCACUGCUGAUGAGAUAUUUGGGCGGUGGACCAUUACAACAGCAGUGACGCCAGGGUAAUGCUUUAUUUGAAGGCUACCUACAUUGGGACUUCAUAACACAUUUAUAAGCACUGAAUCAUGACUAAGCAGUUUUAAAGCAAAACAUGAGCAUUUAUAAAUACCUUAUGUCUUAAUCCCAGUAUGACAUCAGAUAUUUUAUAAAGUGAAUCACACUUUGAUGGACAUUUGCUCCAUUUAUAACACUGUCAUGAAGCACCAUUACCAAGUAAUAGAACUUGAAUUAAAGUAUGUUACAUUGAAUGAAUGUGGCUGCAGACCUGAACAGUUAACUCUGUUUUUCAUGUUUGCUGGCCUCUGUAAUGAAAAUGUUAUUAGAAUAAUAUUACACAAAAUCUGUGAUAAAUCAAAGUGCAUAUUUAAAAGUACAUAAUCUUGUACUUUUGUACUUGAAAUAAAACUCCUACUUUUACUCAAGUACAUAAUUUUUGUAUUUGUAUGGAUGCAUAUGGAAAAACAUGUAUGACAAUCAUCACAUAGUUUAUGGGUACCAGAAUCUUCCAUAGACUGGUAUGUGGUGCUCUUAACUAGGCCUCCAUCUUAUAAGUUCCAGUUUUUAGAAAUGAUGCUUCAUAACAAUGUUAUAAAUGAGACAAAUUACCAUCACUUUGGUUUGAAGCCCUUUGUGGCAAUACAAUGUCAUUUACUCCAUCUUGUGAUUACUGCCAUAAUGUAUUCAAGAGUUGCUUUACAAAUACACAAUUUAAUGCUUGUGCAUGUGUUUUGAAGUUUUGUCUAGGUAACCUUCAAAUAAAGUGUUAUGGAGACUGACAUGGUAGUGAGUAUUGUGCUGGUAUGAGCAUAACAGGCAGCAAUUAAUUGUAAGCCAAGUUCACCCUGAAUGGACAUAUGUAUAGGUGUAGGCCUACCUUGUUGCUUCCGCCUUUGGUGAUAUUUGUCUGUAGCUGUGCUCUUUGUUUUCUUUCUUACAUUUCUGUUGUAGUGUUUUUGUCUACUUUACUCUAAUACCUGUUUUGAUUUUGCUUGUCUUUAUUUGUUCCUGCCUGUUCUGUAGUUCAAAUAGUUUGUAGUUUUUUUGUAGUGACUUUUGUAAUUUUUUUUCACCAUUUCUGAAGAUCAGCUGUCAUUGUGUGAAUGUUUCAUCAUGAACAGACCAUAAAACAGUUCAGAUCCUUACGUCUUAAAAUACAUUUUAAAAACCGAAGGUUAUAACAUGGCUGAAGAUGUCUUCUUUUUACUGUUAUUAAAGGUAUGACAUUCUAACACGAUGGCUAAAGACCAGGUUGAAGAGCUGAUGUAGAAUCAGGAGAAGAGGCAGGUUGCAGAGUGUAUAUUAAACUAAUUUACAGUAGCACAUCAAAAGAACUGCAAGAUGAAUAAAGAGCGGUUAGGGAAAUUGAGAGGAGGGCUAAUGACAGUCAUAUGUCAUACAUGCAUCCAUCUCAAACUGUAUAUACAGUCAUAUGUAAAGGUUUGGAUGGACUUCAAAUUACGUUUCUGUUGAUUUUCUAUAUGAAAAUAAGUAAAUCCUCUACAGAGAACGCACUUCUGCACAUUUUAUUGCACAAUUACUGUUUAAAGUUAAAUAGAAAAUGUGGCCUGUGAAAAAGUUACAGCACGUUUUAUGUUUUGUUUUUUUUUUUCUUUUUUUUCUAAUUUCUUAAACUCGGGAAACAAACAGAAAUUGUGCACUAAAAUUAGCAUCUGUUUGAAUAAAUUAGACAUCAGUACAGUGUACAGUGUUAUGCAGUGGAAAUGGUAUUUGUUGAUGUCUUAAAAAUAAAAAAACAUUUUAUUUGUUAAAAUUGUGCGACAACGCUGUGAAAAACAAAGCAAGUUUUUCAAGUUACAUAUGCAGACGCUAGGAUUUUCUCCUUCUCCUACAAAGAGAGCAAAGACCUUAAAGUUUGUGUUUCAGGGAAUUCAGGAGUGCUGCAAAGCCAAAGCCGACAUGCAGCUGGACACUAUAACGCUCUCUGGUGGACGGUCCGUACAGAUUCAAGCCUAAGUUGUUGGACUUAUUGUUACACAUCUCACUGUCACUGUUUCUGUAAAGAGUUCUGUUAUGUCUUGAAGGUGUUUGUUUUAAAACAGGAAAGUUGUCUUAACUAAACUUAUUUUAUAUGC
Messenger RNA from Colossoma macropomum (tambaqui), 3775 nucleotides. Its product is annotated as protein ANTAGONIST OF LIKE HETEROCHROMATIN PROTEIN 1. The record is from RefSeq and is a predicted model, not a curated record. The coding region runs from base 150 to 1463 and encodes 437 amino acids. The transcript is spliced from 2 exons. Lineage: Eukaryota; Metazoa; Chordata; Actinopteri; Characiformes; Serrasalmidae.